AUGGUAGCAUUUAUAACUGCUGAUACGACCACAUUGAUAGAUUCUUUAAGCUUGAUGAACGAAUUGAAUUCGACGAAUCAACCUGAUAACCACACAAUGUUUCAAACAGAAGAUGACAUAAACUCCAGCAGUCUAUCGAAAGAUAUUCUUGCAUUAGCCACUACAGAACACUACGAAGAAUCCGAUUCCACUACAAAUGACGCGCCAGAAGUGACAGAAUCUCUGACCUCUGCUACUACCGAGUCAUGCAGCACAUCCGGUGACAAUCUGAAGCUGACCACGUCUAACGAGAUGGCUAAAAUAAAUUCGUCCGAUUUCAUGAGUAGUAACGAAUCUCAAACACCAUUCCAGAAAUUGUCAAACAAUUCCUCCUCUUUUCGUUUUGAAAUUCCAAUGACUAUUUCUUUAUUGUCUGUAUUUGUAGGUAUUGUUGUAAUAACGUUCAAUUUUGUGGUGAUUGUAGCAUCGAUCAAAAACCGCGAACUUAGACAAAAUACCAAUUACAACCUCGUUAUGGGAUUGUCACUGAGUGAUUUUCUGAUGGGAGUAUGUGCGUUACUUGCUGGGUUACGAUUUAUCUUUUCAAAAUUUACUCAAGUACUUGAAUUAUGCAUCCUUGCAAAUAUGCUAGCCUUAAUAGGUAUGAACAUGUCACUUUUUCAAACUUUAUGCAUCAGUAUUCAUCGAUUUCUCGUUUUGUCAGAAAAUGCAUGGGCAAAACACCUCUUUGACAACAACCGAAAAUAUUACAUCUGCAUCUCUGGUUGGGUUGCCACAUUUACUAUUUACACCUCUUUAAUAUCCCCGGAGGACGAUCAUACUAACUGUUACUACGUAACUGUUUAUGGUCCAAAUAUGAAAGCUGUUCAACAAAUGACGAGCGCUUUCAUUUCAACUUUCAUGUUUCUGAUAGCAGUUUUCUAUUCGCUUGCUAUAUACCAGGUACGAAAACGAUACAUUGGUACUUCAAGAGUCACCAGUACUGGACAAAUGGAAGACCGCAAGAAAAAGCGAAUUAUGAAGGCUACUAAGUUGGUGGGCAUGAUCAUUUUGGCCCUUGUCGUAUUUUCUGGACCGAUGCUUAUUUGCUUUAUGCUGCCUUUUACCCCACACCCGAUCGUUGUAGGCAGUUUUGCUGCAGCCAAUAUCAACUCCCUUCUGAACCCUAUCAUAUAUUCUUCUCGUAUUACCCAGCUCAGAAAGGAAUUGAAAUCCAUCUUUUGUUGUAAAGAAUGA
Molecule: messenger RNA, 1236 nt
Organism: Saccostrea cuccullata (small rock oyster)
Lineage: Eukaryota; Metazoa; Mollusca; Bivalvia; Ostreida; Ostreidae
Product: melanocortin receptor 5-like
Exons: 1
Coding region: 1-1236 (411 amino acids)
Biological process (GO): G protein-coupled receptor signaling pathway
Cellular component (GO): plasma membrane
Molecular function (GO): G protein-coupled receptor activity
Source: RefSeq, a predicted model, not a curated record